AUGUGGAACUCCUCCCACCCACCUCCACAGCUCAUGUCCAACAUGUCUGCCUCCUAUCUGCCUGAGGGCUGGGCUCUGUCCCAGUCGCUAGCCCUACUGGCCAUGCUGCUCAUGGAUCUGCUGGCUGUGGUGGGUAAUGUGGCUGUCAUGACGGUCAUUGCUAAGGCCCCACAGCUCCACAAGUUUGCCUUUGUCUUCCACCUGUGCGUGGUGGACCUGCUGGCAGCCCUGGUGCUGAUGCCCCUUGGCAUGCUCUCAAGCCAAGCCUUCUUUGGGGAGGCCCUCUGCCGGAGCUACCUCUUUCUCAGUGUGUGCCUGGUGAGUGCUGCCAUCCUCUCUAUCUCCGUCAUCAAUGUGGAGCGUUAUUACUACAUCAUACACCCAAUGCGCUAUGAAGUAAAGAUGACUGUUGGCCUAGUCGCUUCAGUGCUGGUUGGGAUAUGGGUCAAAGCCCUGGCCAUGUCUGCUCUGCCACUGUUCGCUUGGUUCCUGCAAGGUGGAAGAACUCCUCUUCUGGAGAGUAGUGGGGUGGGGGGAGGAGGGGCAGUCCCAUCUCCACCUGCUCAGGGUCACCGGCGCUGCUCACUACAUUGGACAGGGGGAGGGUCAAACCGCUUGGCCUUCAUGGCCCUGUUUACUCUGGUGUAUUUCCUGUGUCCAGUAUUGGUCAUUCUUGUUGUGUACUGCAAUAUGUUCAAAGUGGCUCGGGUUGCAGCCAUGCACCAUGGGCCUCUGCCUACCUGGAUGGACACGCCUCGCCGCCAGCGGUCGGAAUCACUCAGCAGCCGCUCCACGAUGGUUACCAGCUCUGGGACAGGGACUGGGACAGGCAGAGACACUCCACAGCGCCCCUUUGGGGGAGGAAAGGCUGCAGCAGUGUUGGCAGCAGUAGGUGGGCAAUUCCUUUGUUGCUGGCUGCCAUACUUUACUUUCCACCUCUAUUCGGCACUGGCUGCCAGCCCUCCAGCCACACUCGCCUCUCUGGAGGAGGUGGUCACCUGGAUUGGCUACUUCUGCUUCACGUCCAAUCCCUUCUUUUAUGGCUGUCUCAACAGACAGAUCCGGGAUGAGUUGGGCAAGCAUCUGCCUUGUCUGUUUCGUCGAGCAGGGGUUGAGAUGGAGGACAGACUGCCCAGCCGUGAAGGAUCCAUUGAGGAGAAUUUCCUUCAGUUUCUUCAGGGCACCGGCUGCAACUUAGAUCCUCAAAAUUCUCACAGCACCUCCAGCCCUAAAGGGGAGGCUUGCUGCCCCUUGGCUCAGUCCCAACCACCGGAACCAGCACAGCCCAUACCGAUAGAUUUCCGAAUCCCUGGACAAAUUGCAGAGGAGACUUCAGAGUUUAUUGAGACUGAACAGGCUAAAAACAACCAUAUUUAUACAGACAAUUAA
This is a messenger RNA of Perca flavescens (yellow perch), 1389 nucleotides long. RefSeq names its product G-protein coupled receptor 61. Bases 1 to 1389 code for a protein of 462 amino acids. Gene Ontology annotation, cellular component: plasma membrane; endosome; signaling receptor complex. Gene Ontology annotation, biological process: G protein-coupled receptor signaling pathway. NCBI's taxonomy places the organism in Eukaryota, Metazoa, Chordata, Actinopteri, Perciformes, Percidae. Gene Ontology annotation, molecular function: G protein-coupled receptor activity. The transcript has a single exon. The record is from RefSeq and is a predicted model, not a curated record.